Orbicella faveolata is the source of this 2306-nucleotide messenger RNA. Its product is annotated as glucose-fructose oxidoreductase domain-containing protein 1-like. The record is from RefSeq and is a predicted model, not a curated record. Lineage: Eukaryota; Metazoa; Cnidaria; Anthozoa; Scleractinia; Merulinidae. Gene Ontology annotation, molecular function: nucleotide binding.
CGCGGCAAGCAGGCGAGAAAAACAAGAAACAGGAGAACCCGCCGGAGAACUGCUGAAAAGUGACGUGAUUUUGUCAGUCAGACAUUUCAGAGCUUUCUGUGUUUCGCAUACUUAAUUAGGGCCUGGAAAAGCGGCCUUGCAGGUGUUCCCCUCCCUCCACUCCUCCCUUUGUUUCGCGCUUCUCUUUUUUCCCUUCUCUCUCCCUCUCUACGCAAGCUACUGGAGGGGGAGUGGGAUGGAGUGUCAAAUGCAGACCCAGUCUCCAGCCAAUGCGAGCGAAAAUCAAGAUGGCGCUUCACGGCUGCAAAUGAGUGUUGCUCCUUGACCUUCUAGCGAGUUAAUAUUCUGUAAGUGUUCAAAAUGCUACCUUCUGUUGGUGUAGUUGACACGGGAAAUUCUUCGCGCAUACUCUUACCGCUUCUGCGUUCAGCUGGUUUUACGGUGAGUGGCAUAUGGGGUGCAUCAAAACAACAAGCAAAGGAGAUGGCGGAUGAGUACAAAGUUCCAUUUCACACGUCCAAAAUAGACGAGUUACUCCUGAGAGAAGACGUGGAUUUGGUGUGCGUGCUUUGUCCACCCCACGUUCGUGCUGAAGUGGCGGUGAAAGCUCUUUCUAUCGGAAAACACGUCUUGUGUGAUUCUCCCGCGGGUUUAAGCAGAGAGGAAGCGGUGAGGAUGGUGAAUGCAGCUCAGUAUUAUCCUAAGCUUCUUUCUCUGAUCAGACACGAGCUAAGGUUUCUGCCAGCCUUUAUUAAGAUGAAGCAAUAUUUAGAGGAGGACUUCUGCGGGGAACCUUUAAUCUGUGAGUGCAAGAUCGAAAUGGGCUCUUUGCUGAGUAACCGCUACAACUGGAUGUGCGACCAGGCUAUGGGGGGUGGUGUACUAACCAAUGUUGGAGCUCACGUCAUCGACAUUAUCUCGUUUUUGACCAAUCAGAGGGCAGUUGAAGUGCAUGGUACUUUAAAGACUUUCAUCACUCAAACAGAUAGUGUAUCAAGCUUUAGGCACAUCUCCAGUGAUGACUAUACUGCCUUUCAGAUCAAACUGAAUGGCGGUACUUUUGCUACUGUCUCGCUUAACACCCACAUUCCUGGCCGUUAUUCCCAAACUAUUACCAUUUAUGGCAGUAAAGGGCAGCUGAUUGCCAGGAAUGGCAACUUAUAUGGAAUGAAGAAUGGCAGCAAAGAAGAACUUAUAUAUGGUGAUAUUGCUCGCAUUCCAGGCUUGUUUAGUGUGGAAAAACUUCCACCCAGUAUAUUUUUGACAGGUCUUGAAGGCUGGGUAUCAGAGAUAAAGAGGGCAUUUGAAGAGUCCAUUGACAAAGAUGAUCGGAGGAUUGCGGACUUGCAAACUAUUUCAAGUGCAGCUUCAUUUGAAGAUGGACUAUAUACACGUACCGUUCUUGAUGCCAUAAUUGAGUCCAGUAGAACUGGCAUGUGGUCUCGAGUUGAGUUCAUUGCUCAUGAGGAAACAGGCCAAGCAGUGGUGGGCUCUGAAGAAAAAACUGUCCAAAUAAUCACUGAGCAACAGAAAGAAAAACCUGAUGAAAAGGAAUAUUCAUCGCCCGUCCUGAGAAAGAUGCUAACUCAGUAAAGAUUAGAGAGCAAACAGCUGCUUGAGAAACUUGAAGCUUUUGAAUUUUAUUCCUCUUGUAUAUAAGCAAAGAAUGCUAAGAAAGAAGGCCUGCAAUUUCUGAGUGCUAUGUCUAAGAAAGUCAUGCAAAGAAACUUGUGUCUGAUCGUCCAGGCUAGAGGAUUCUGCCCUUCACUUACCUGACAAAUGAAAUUCCCAGGCAAAUGUUUUGAGGAAAUUAAAAUUACAGAUGAGCACGAAUUACUGUACACUGUAAGAGAUGAAAUUAUUGCAUUGAUUUGAUUUUAAAUCAGUUAAUCAUGCUACUAAGAAGUUUUUGUUGUUGGGGGAGCUAGUAAGAAUGAUGUUUCAAUUAGCACAUCACAGUUGUAGUUCUUGAAGGACAAAUUUAAAAAUGUUCUCUAAUGUCUAAUGAAAAUGUAGUUCUUGUAAAUGGUUAUUUAGGCAAUCUAAGUUUUGAACUUGUCUGCAAAAAGGUGGUAUGGACAAGAAGGUGUUUGGCUUGUACUAUGCUUUCUGAUUUUCAAGUGAACAACAGGCUGCAAGCUAGCUUCACUGACUACCUUCACACUAGAGAGAUGCACAUUUGAUAUUGUCAAAGUUAAGAGCAUUCAAUUCCUUUUGGGGUUCACUUUAUCUUGUUUUCUCUAAUUGUAAGAGAGUAAGUUAAGUUUAUGGCAAAUAAACAGUGGAAGCCAUGUUCUGUUGAAAAA